Molecule: messenger RNA, 1470 nt
Organism: Fonsecaea pedrosoi CBS 271.37
Lineage: Eukaryota; Fungi; Ascomycota; Eurotiomycetes; Chaetothyriales; Herpotrichiellaceae
Exons: 2
Coding region: 1-1470 (489 amino acids)
Source: RefSeq, a predicted model, not a curated record
AUGGCAUACCCGCAGAACACGUUCGCUCCUUCGAGGUCCCUAUCGAAUCCCGACAUAUCGCUAUCGUCCUUUCGAUCCAUCUCCGGCGCCCUCGCGAGCGCAUCACCCCCACCACUUCCCGCGCCGCCCAAGCCCCCCGCGCCGCGCAAAGACCUUGAGCCCACAUCGUCCGAGUUCCACCCCUUCCUCUGUACCAUCUGCUGGACCGAGCAAAAAUCGUUGCCUCACACUUUUGGUCUGGACGGCCGCAUCGUGUGCGCCGACUGUUGGCGAUGGACAUACCACAUGAGCAUCUGCUGGCGCUGCGGAGACCAGAACCUGCUGACGGUCAGCCAGUCUCCUCUGCUUCCCCCGCCCUAUCUUGAUUGCAAUUGCGAGCCGCACAAACAUGGCAUGAUUGUCGAGGAGCCGCCAGUCUGCUCCCGUUGUGUCGACUUGCCAGAGUCCCUUGCAAAGCUGGAGCAGCAUGUUAGAGCGCCGAGAAAUCGUCCAGGCAAAGUCAUACAUCCAAAGGGCUUGUUGGACGGAGCUUCCUCAAGACUAUCGUUGACGGACCCGUUGAAUCCGGAUGCCAACAGACUCGGGGCCGCAAACCAAAAACAUACAAUGCAUCCUCCAUGGUUGGUUCUUCAGUCAUCAAAACGACAUGCAGAAUUCAUGUCUCCAUAUCAGUCAGGCCCACAGCUGCACCAGACUCCACGGCAGAAGCAGUCCACAGCAUCUUCGACACCAUUUGCCACACCUCCACAAUCUCUCAAGGCUGCUGAGCUGUCAUCUUGUCCAAACAUUCCGCACCAGCUUCCGUUGGACCUGGCGGAACAGCCGUCUACGCCGCUAGUGGGGACAGUGACUGCCUCAUGGGUUCGUCCGGGUACCCAUUUGUCUGUAGACUCCUCGAAGAGUCAGGGGCUCCAAUUCUCAGCCUCAACAGGGUCAAGCACAUCGCCUUCCCAGCAUUUAAUCACGUCACCAUCAGAUGAGCCCCGUUGGUUGCAAACUGGUUCCUUGAGUCGUAUCCGACGCAGCUUCUCAACCACGAAAGCGCUAAAUCCCUUCCGAAGGGCUUCGACCACCAAGUCAUUUCUCCCUCCUGUUGGAUCAUGUGGUCCAACAGAAAUGCAUACGCCACUGCCGUCACAAGAUAUUGCCCCUGCAAGAUCUCCCAUCUUCAAAGAGCUUUCGGCUUUCUUUACAUCACGUUCAAAGACCGGGAAAGUCAUCCUCCAACGCCGCGUCAGCCCUGAUAGCACGAAAGCUACCGAAAGCGGAAGCUACACACCUGAUAAGACGAUCCUGGAUCGUGCGUGCGAGAGAUGUGGUAUGGACUUGUCUGAUUGGUGGGUGAGGCGCGAGGAGUCAGGGGCACAGAGUCGAGAUAAUGAGGGUCAUCGUGACCACACUGGCCGUUUCUGUGAGGAUUGCAUAGCUACUGGGCUAAUGUCCAGAGCAAUGCCUGGGGCAUGGGAUUGA